Messenger RNA from Abrus precatorius (Indian licorice), 411 nucleotides. Its product is annotated as cell number regulator 9-like. The transcript has 4 exons. Bases 1 to 411 code for a protein of 136 amino acids. The record is from RefSeq and is a predicted model, not a curated record. NCBI's taxonomy places the organism in Eukaryota, Viridiplantae, Streptophyta, Magnoliopsida, Fabales, Fabaceae.
AUGUUCAGUGGUCCUUCUUCCCCACCCAAAUGGUCUGCUCCAUUCUGUGCCUGCGGAGUCGACCCUAAAACUUGUUUGAUAACUUGCUGUCUACCGUGCAUCACCUUUGGCCAAAUCGCAGAAGUUGUGGAUGAAGGGCGUAGCUCUUGCGUUGGACAAGGGUGUGCCUAUGGGUUACUCAUGUUGGUUGCGUGUCACUGGCUCUACUCGUGCCUUUACAGAGAGAAACUGAGGGCAAAGUUUGGGUUACCAGCAGAACCUUGUUGUGAUUGCUGUGUUCAUUGCUGCUGCGAUGUUUGUGGCUUAUGCCAAGAACAUGCCGAGCUUAAAGCAAGAGGCUUUCACCCUUCCAAAGGUUGGAUUGGGCCAUCAAAUGCUCCUCCUCCAAUGCCUCCUUCUAUGAUUAGAUGA